AUGGCGGUUUGCAAAGCCAAGAAGCAGCGCGAGGAGAAGCGGCACAAGAGGCUUCUGGAGAGUUUGACGGAGCAGAUGCAGAAAGGAGACGUCAAGGUGAAUGUUGCGUCGCUGACUGCGAGAGAAGUGGAGAGCCUUGGGAGCCACCUCAGAAAGGGCGCCUCCGACAUACAUUCAUUGCAUCUGCUAUGUGAAGAGAGGCCGCUGCCGUGCCCAUGGAUGGGGGAGUGUGAGAUUUCGCCACAACAAAUCUCGGACCACGGAAAAUACGUCCAAGAUGUUUGCUUGCGGAAACUAAGCAGAAGGCAAUACCUGUGGCUGGAGUGA
Molecule: messenger RNA, 327 nt
Organism: Ostreobium quekettii
Lineage: Eukaryota; Viridiplantae; Chlorophyta; Ulvophyceae; Bryopsidales; Ostreobiaceae
Source: the annotation of a GenBank genome assembly